CGGAGAGGAAUCGGUUCUGUCCUGAGGAGGAAACACCGCACUGAUGAGGGGACAGACGACAGGAUCUGCCUCGCAUUCCUCCGUUUGACACAUCGGACAUUGCGUCCCUCCUUCGUUCUGCUGGAAUCUCACCGCCGCUGUGGGUCUUUUUUUCGCUGGAGCUUGUCUGUUUUUUUUUCUUUUUCCCCCAAUUCCGGACGGUUGAAUGGAAGCAGCAGCCGAGGGAGCGGUCGGGCUCUCGGAGGCCAGGGAAGGUAGCCCGUUGUCGUCCGUGGCCGCAGCAUCCGAUGAUGCGGACACGGUUGUGGGGGUUAGCUACGGGAUGGACGCGGCAGACAUGGAUGCAGCUGCUAAGAAAGGUUUCAUCUCAGAGAUGCCCUCGUCCUCGGGCCAGGUCGGUCAGGGCAAGAAGAUUGGCCACAGAGGAGUGGAUGCAUCAGGAGAAACUACUUACAAGAAGACAACAUCAUCAGCCUUGAAAGGUGCCAUCCAGCUGGGAAUCGGCUACACAGUUGGCAACCUGAGCUCCAAGCCUGAGAGAGACGUCUUAAUGCAGGAUUUCUACGUUGUGGAAAGUAUUUUCUUCCCCAGUGAAGGCAGUAACCUCACCCCAGCUCAUCAUUUCCCCGACUUCCGCUUUAAAACAUACGCUCCUGUGGCCUUCCGCUACUUCAGAGAACUGUUUGGCAUCAGGCCAGAUGACUAUCUGUACUCUCUUUGUAAUGAGCCGCUCAUCGAGCUGUCCAAUCCCGGUGCUAGUGGGUCCGUCUUCUACCUUACAAAAGACGAUGAGUUCAUCAUCAAGACUGUGAUGCACAAGGAGGCUGAAUUCUUACAGAAACUGCUGCCUGGAUACUACAUGAACUUGAAUCAGAACCCUCGCACGUUGCUGCCCAAGUUUUUUGGCCUCUACUGCGUCCAGUCAGGCGGGAAGAACAUCCGUGUGGUGGUAAUGAACAAUGUUCUGCCCCGUGUGGUUCGCAUGCACCUCAAAUACGACCUGAAGGGUUCCACCUACAAGAGGCGAGCGUCCAAGAAGGAGAGAGAGAAGGCCAGGCCCACUUUCAAAGAUUUGGACUUCAUGCAGGACAUUCAAGAUGGACUGAUGCUGGAUCAGGACACCUUCAACGCGCUGGUGAAGACGCUACAGAGGGACUGCCUGGUUCUGGAAAGCUUUAAAAUUAUGGACUACAGCCUGCUGCUCGGAGUGCACAACAUGGACCAAGCAGAGAGGGAGAGGCAGAUGGAGGGCUCCCAGAGCGACAGUGAUGAGAAGAGGCCCGUUGCCCAGCAGAAGGCGCUGUACUCAACCGCCAUGGAGUCCAUUCAAGGGGGAGCCACCUGUGGAGGGUCCAUCGACACCGAUGACACGAUGGGCGGCAUUCCAGCUGUUAAUGGAAAGGGGGAACGCCUUCUCCUCUACAUCGGAAUCAUUGACAUCUUGCAGUCCUACAGGCUAAUUAAGAAGCUGGAGCACACAUGGAAGGCUUUGGUUCAUGAUGGGGAUACAGUAUCGGUCCAUCGCCCAGGCUUCUAUGCCGACAGGUUCUUCAAGUUCAUGAGCAGCACCGUUUUCAAGAAGAGCUACUCUCUAAAGUCCUCUCCAUCCAAGAAGGGUCGUGUGUCAUUGACAGUGCCUAAAUGUGCUGGUCCUGGUGCUGCCUGGUCCAUUAGCCAGCUGCCCUGUGAGAGAGAUGAGAAUAUCUACGACCUGAGAGGAGCGCACAGCUUCCCGACAUUGGAGGAUGAAGGGCGACCAGAUCUUCUUCCAUGUACUCCUCCAUCAUUUGAGGAGGCCACAACAGCAUCGAUUGCCACCACUCUCUCUUCCACAACCUCUUUGUCCAUCCCUGAAAGAUCUCCCUCUGACACAGUCGAGCACCCGCGCUACAGUGAAGUCCAGGAAGUCGUCAACACAAAGACCGACUCUUUGGCGGCUCUCGAGGCCACCCCAUCCUCCUCGUCCGCCCCAGCUGCUACCCCCUCUUCAGAGCCAGCCACCGAAGCACCCUCCAGUCCCAAGGUGGGGAUGGUUGAGGUGGAUGGGGCCAGCCAGAUGUCUGGCUCGGGGUGCACCAGCCAGGCUUCAGUGGAUGACGASGACGAUGUGCCAAUCACAGAUAUUUACUUGCCUCCAGAGGACAAGACCUGGGUAUACUCCCCCCUACACUAUGGCUCAGAGUCUAAAGCCCUGCCUGAUGGAGAUUUGGAGAGAGAGACAUAAAGCCUGUUUUCUUACGGAGAGGAGUGAACGUCUCAGCAGAGGAGGCUCGUCAGUCUGAAGUCCAGACCUCAGUGGCAGAAGCUUGAUCUCUGUGAACCAGGAUUUCAAACACACCAGGAGGAAAACGUAUCCUGAUGGCGAGGGAUGCGUAAUGCCAACCAUCUCUGCCUGUUCUCUACCACAAAGAAAAUUUAUUAUAUUUGUUUAAGAAAUACAUAGGUGUCUGUGAGACAAGUAAACYGUAUGAUCUGUUUCAAACCAAGCCCCCCGACAGACUUCAGACAGGUUUCCUCACUGAAUUUGCAGCUGUGAUGUGAGCAGAAAACUUUAAAAAUACAUGAGGGAAAAAGACAAGGAACCUUACCUUGUUUGAAAUUUGCUCUGUCUGCUCUGUCUCUGCUCUGCUAAGAACAGCUCACAGUCAUUUUACCCAAUUUGAAGAAACAUUAGAAAAACUAAAAGUGCAUUCAGCUAUGCUGCUUUGAACAAAGUUUAACAGUCACAUUAAUAUUUCAUUUUAAUGUUCACAAUUUUACAUUGACCUGUAAAUGUAAAUAAAUGGAACAAUUCCUACAAACACUGCCCUGUCGAAUUACRUACAAUACAGAUUGGGUUCUUAMACGACUAAAAUUUAAACUUUUGAUUGUUUCUGAGKGAUUUAUUUAAAUAAGUCAGACAAAGGUUUUGGUUCAGCCUUUCAAUGCUACUUUUGCAUACAUUUCUUUGGAGUGGUCUUCCUGAACCAGCUCUGUUCAGAGCAGCCUCUCAAGCRUCACGGCUAGACUGAAGUUUCAAUGUGAACUCAACCUUCCAGCACUGGUAGUGGGGCUAAAGCAGGGGUGUCAAACUCAUUCUCACUGGGGGCCACAUGACCGUUAUGGUGGCCCUCGAAGGUCCAGUUGUAAUUAACUUCAACGUUUCAUGUUUAACUUUGACUAAACAAGAAACG
Messenger RNA from Austrofundulus limnaeus, 3173 nucleotides. Its product is annotated as phosphatidylinositol 4-phosphate 5-kinase type-1 gamma. Gene Ontology annotation, biological process: phosphatidylinositol phosphate biosynthetic process. Gene Ontology annotation, cellular component: plasma membrane. Gene Ontology annotation, molecular function: 1-phosphatidylinositol-4-phosphate 5-kinase activity. The record is from RefSeq and is a predicted model, not a curated record. Lineage: Eukaryota; Metazoa; Chordata; Actinopteri; Cyprinodontiformes; Rivulidae.